AUGGCCUCGACAUCAAAUGCUUCUAGUUUCAUCAUAAAAUCUCCGUGUUUCUCGUUCGAACUGAACCCGCCAGCGUCUCCCAGGGUUUCCUCUCCGGAGCGCAACAAAGCCAGCACUACGGAGACCUCCGAGCCCGUCGACUCAGUCGCGCUGCUUCCCGCCCUUAUCUUCAGUCGUUCCGGCCCUGAGUUCGAUUGUUGUGACGACAUCCUCCAGUUUGAUCUUAUUGCUGCCGCAUUACGGGUUCCAUCACCGGGACGCAACAAAUCUGGCACUUUGGGGACCUCGGAGCCCUUCGUCUCAGUCGCGCCGUUCCCAGCCAGCGUCUUCAGUCGUCCCGGCCCUGAGUUCGUCUGUGGUGAUGAGGCUCCCCAGAUUGCCCUUACAGGCAAUGACAACGGCUCCAGAUCGGCAUCAGAACCGCUUGAUUUCAUCAACAUCUACUAUCAGAAUGUCGGUGGUAUCAAUUCCUGCGUGACUGAUUAUCUGCUUGCUACUUCAUGUUCCUGCUACGAUAUUAUCACCUUUACCGAAACAUGGUUGAACGAUCACACUCUCUCCAACCAGAUCUUCGGAUCCGAUUAUUCAGUGUUCCGCUGCGAUCGAAGCUCCCGUAACAGCAGAAAGGCCACAGGUGGUGGGGUGUUACUCGCCGUAAGGUCCAAAUUCAGAGCCAUGCCAAUCGAUGAUGAAUCUUGGCAUAAUCUUGAGAUGGUGUGGUCCCGCAUCGAACUCGGCGACCGGAAGCUUUACGUUGGCGUACUAUACUUGCCUCCUGAUCGCUCGAGAGACGUGACCUUAGCUGAAUCAUUCUCUAGUUGCAUUUCUAAAAUAAGCUCUUUCUGCGCUCCAGAAGAUGACAUAAUCGUCUUAGGCGAUUUUAACAUGCCAGACUCUUUGAGUACAGCAACCUUACGUCAGAUCAACAGUGUUGUAAACGAGAACGGCCGGAUGCUUGAUCUUUGCUUUGCCAAUGACGGAUUCCGUUUACCAACUAUCGAAUCAGCACCGGCACCGCUAGUUAAAGUAGGCCCACAUCACCCGGCUUUACUGGUUACAAUUAAUAUCUCUAGUUUGUGUAACCCCGCUGAUAAACUCACACCCUUCUACUUGGACUAUAAAAACGCCGAUUUCGAUAUCAUUUCUCGCGUACUGGCCACUAUAGACUGGGAAUCCGAACUCGAACUAGCUAACCCUAAUGCUGCAGCCGAAACUUUCUCGCACAUCCUCAACUACGUAAUCGACCGUCAUGUGCCGAAACGCACCGCCAAUGCUAAUCCUCGGACUCCAUGGGCUACAGCAGCUUUACGACAACUGAAAGCGACAAAAAGGCGUGCCCUUCGAAAUUUCAACAAGCACAAAUCGCCGCAUACCAAGGAAGAAUAUCGCAAACUCAACUCCGCCUAUAAAAAAGCCUGCCAACGUAGCUAUCAAAACCAUCUUCGUCGAAUUCAGCAAAAUCUCAAGACUAGCCCAAAAUCCUUCUGGAAUCACGUUAAAAAUCAGCGGAAUGAACCUGGAACACCGUCCUGCAUGUUCUUAGAUGGCAUCAUAGCGAACUCUGACUCCGGAAUCUGCGAUCUCUUUGCCAAUAAAUUCUCGAGCAUCUUUGAUACAUCUUCAAUAACCGACGACCAACUAAAUCGCGCCAUCAGGAGUGUUUCACCACUGGGCUUUUCUUUAAACGGCUCCAGUAAAGAAUUGUUUCCUCCUAGAAGUAGUCAUCAUAUCGCCAAAGGCCAACGGUUCGAUUAG
Molecule: messenger RNA, 1755 nt
Organism: Uranotaenia lowii
Lineage: Eukaryota; Metazoa; Arthropoda; Insecta; Diptera; Culicidae
Exons: 4
Coding region: 1-1755 (584 amino acids)
Molecular function (GO): catalytic activity
Source: RefSeq, a predicted model, not a curated record